AUGGGAGCGUACGCUAGAGAACCUGAGAACAUCUCAAAGUCAUGCAAGUCUCGUGGAGAUAAUUUGCGUGUUCAUUUCAAGAACACCCGCGAAACGGCUCAGGCAAUUAAAGGCAUGCCACUCCGUAGAGCUCAACGAUUCUUGAAGAAUGUUGUUGACCAAAAGGAAUGUGUUCCAUACCGUAGAUUUAAUGGUGGUGUUGGACGUUGUGCUCAAGCUAAGGCAUGGGGAACAAGUGUAGGUCGUUGGCCAAAGAAAUCAGCUGAUUUCCUCAUCCAAUUGUUGAAAAAUGCCGAAGCUAAUGCUGACUACAAAGGCUUAAAUACUGACAAUUUAGUCAUUGACCACAUUCAGGUCAAUCGCGCUCCAUGUCUUCGUCGUCGUACAUACAGAGCUCACGGUCGUAUUAAUCCAUACAUGUCAUCACCAUGUCACGUUGAAUUGACACUUACUGAGAAAGAGAAGGUAGCACCAUCAAAACCAGCAGAGGAAGAGCCAGAGAAAAAGAAAGUCUCAAAAAAGAAGCUCCAAAAGCAAAAGGAGAAGAUGAUGCGUGAUGGGGAAUAA
Molecule: messenger RNA, 567 nt
Organism: Chironomus riparius
Lineage: Eukaryota; Metazoa; Arthropoda; Insecta; Diptera; Chironomidae
Source: the annotation of a GenBank genome assembly